Messenger RNA from Archocentrus centrarchus (flier cichlid), 4461 nucleotides. RefSeq names its product extended synaptotagmin-like protein 2b (gene esyt2b). The record is from RefSeq and is a predicted model, not a curated record. The transcript has 23 exons. Lineage: Eukaryota; Metazoa; Chordata; Actinopteri; Cichliformes; Cichlidae. Gene Ontology annotation, biological process: lipid transport. Gene Ontology annotation, molecular function: calcium-dependent phospholipid binding; phosphatidylinositol binding; calcium ion binding. The coding region runs from base 458 to 3172 and encodes 904 amino acids. Gene Ontology annotation, cellular component: endoplasmic reticulum membrane.
UCAAUUCGGCAUGUAUUUUUUUAAAAUAUAGGUACCGUUAAGAAGAGCUACUUCUAUGGAAUUUGACUCUUCCUAUGCAGUACUACUGUAGCUACUUCUAGUGAACACCAGAUGGCGACGUGUAAUCUUUUUAACUAGGGCUUUGGACUCCACUGGGAGCGCACACAACUGGAUUCCUGUGCGUUUUUGGAAAUGGUCAUUCUCAGCCUGUGUGUAGACAGAGCAAGCAGAGCUGUGGACUGGACUACCUUAAGCAGAUCAGUUUAAUCAGCGGAAUGUUUUCUCGAGCUGUUCUUCAGAGUGGAAACUAAAGCGGUCAACGACAGCGGUGCCCCGGGGGCGAUGGGCUGGUGUGCAGGUGAGCCGACGUGAGAGCAAGCUCCCCGUAGGAAGACUGCUUUGGUCCGCUCGCAGCACUUCGACAUUUUAAGGACGCUCUCCUUGGGGGCACAGAGACAUGUCAAGAGACAGCAUGACAGCUGUACAAGGAAACCAUUCACAAAACGCUAGCCCCGCUUCACCCAAAGUGAAUGGGCACACCGCGCCGAGUCCAGCUCAACCCAACUUUCGCCAUCCUUCAGCGACGACCAUAAACGACGAAACCCCGCUGUCAUCCACCAGUGAGCUGACCCAGACCUGGGUGCACUUUGCUAAGACAUUUGUGCUCAUUUUCCCCAUUUACGCACUUGGUUAUUUUGAGUUUAGUUUCAGCUGGCUGCUUAUUGGACUUGUGAUCUUUUUCUGGUGGAGGAGGAACACGGGGGGUAAACAGAACCGACUGAGCCGAGCACUGGCUUUCUUUGAGCAAGAGGAGCGAAGUGCCAAAUGUGCCCUCACCACCUCUGAUUUACCACCAUGGGUCCACUUCCCAGAUGUAGAGCGGGUGGAGUGGCUGAACAAGACAGUGAAACAGAUGUGGCCCUACAUCUGUCAGUUUGUGGAAAAGCAGUUCCAUGAGGUGAUCGAGCCGGCGGUGAAGGAGUCCAACGCCCACCUCAGCACCUUCUCCUUCACCAAGAUCGACAUGGGAGACAAACCGCUGAGGAUCAACGGGGUCAAGGUUUACACAGAAAACAUGGAUAAGCGACAGAUUAUUAUGGACCUACAGAUCAGCUUUGUUGGCAACACUGAGAUCGAAGUAGACAUUAAACGCUACUACUGCAAAGCUGGCAUCAAGAGCAUCCAGAUCCACGGUGUGUUGAGAGUGGUGAUGGAACCGUUGCUGGGUGAUAUGCCUCUCGUCGGAGCUCUGUCUUUGUUCUUCCUGAAGAAGCCACUUGUGGACAUAAACUGGACCGGCCUCUCCAAUAUACUGGAUAUUCCUGGGCUCAACGGCUUCUCUGACAGCCUGAUUCAAGACAUUAUCUACAGUUAUUUGGUAUUACCCAACCGACUCACUAUCCCACUUGUCGGGAAUGUGGAGCUGGCCAAGCUGCGCUUUCCAAUGCCAAAGGGAGUCCUAAGGAUUUACUUCCUGGAGGCUCAAGAUCUGGAAGGGAAGGAUACAUUUCUGGGAGGGCUGAUCAAAGGCAAGUCCGACCCAUACGGUAUCGUGCAGAUCGGCAACCAGUUGUUUCAGAGCAAGACAAUUAAGGAGACCCUCCAUCCCAAGUGGAAUGAAGUAUAUGAGGCACUGGUGUAUGAGCACUCGGGUCAGCAUCUUGAGAUAGAGCUGUUUGAUGAGGAUCCGGACAAAGACGACUUCCUGGGGAGCCUUAUGAUUGAUAUGACCGAGCUGCACAAAGAACAGAAAGUUGAUGAGUGGUUUGCUCUUGAAGAAGCACCUACCGGGAAACUCCAUCUGAAACUGGAGUGGUUGUCACUGCUCUCCACUUCUCAGAAGUUGGACCAGGUGCUGCGAAGUGUUCGAGCAGACAGAAGCCUGACUAAUGAUGGACUAUCGUCAGCACUGCUGGUGGUCUAUCUGGACUCAGCAAAGAACCUGCCAAGCGUCUUCUCAGGCAGUUUAGGCUGUGGAAACUUGAGUGAGAGGAGGGCAUCUGGCCUAGUCUUUUGUGAGAGCAAUACUUCAGAGUAUAGAACAAUAUGUUCUGCCAAGAAGAACAGCAGCGAACCCAGCCCUUAUGUUCAGUUCACAGUUGGACACAAAACGCUUGAGAGUAAGAUCCGGUACAAGACCAAGGAGCCUCUGUGGGAAGACUGUUUUUCAUUCCUUGUCCAUAACCCGAGGAGGCAGGAGCUGGAGGUGGAGGUAAAAGAUGACAAGAACAAGUGCACUCUGGGUAGCUUGAUGGUGCCUUUGAGUAGCCUGCUGGUGGAGGAAGACAUGACGCUGACUCAGUGCUUUCCUCUCAAGAACUCUGGGCCCAGCUCCACCAUCAAACUUAAGAUGGCCCUGAGGAUCCUGUCUCUGGAGAAGCAGGUGUCCUCAGACCAGCCUUCUUCCGUCCAGGUCAGGAAGUCCAGUGUGCCACAGCCACCCACAGCCUCCCCCCUUAGACCGUCAGCCUCAGAUUCCACACUGCCUCCGCCCACGCCUCCACAUCCUAUAGACGCUUCCACUCACACUCUCAAGGACAGGGACGGUGAGCCGUACGCAGCCAGUCCUCACCGCAGUACCUCCAACCUGAGCACCGGUAUGUCAAGCUCCCAGAAACACCUGCCUCAUAACGAGUCCACAGCCAGCCUGGCCUCGGAUAUCUCCCUGCCUUUUGCCACCGUGGAGCUUCAGCAAAGGCUUCGUCAGCUGCAGAAUGGCUCGGCCCCCAGCCAGUACCCCCUGGGUGAGAUCCAGCUGACUGUUCGACACAGCUCCCAGAGGAAUAAACUCAUUGUGGUGGUGCACGCCUGCCGCAACUUGAUAGCCUUCACCAAAGACAGCUCGGAUCCCUUCAUACGCCUCUAUUUGCUUCCUGACAAAAGUCGGACGGGGAGGAGGAAGACGAGCACAAUGAAGAGGACUCUUAAUCCUAUUUAUGAUCAAACGUUUGAGUUUAGUGUAUCUAUGGUGGAGCUCCACAGGAGAACUCUGGAUGUAGCUGUGAAGAAUGGAGGGAGCAUCCUGUCCAAACACAAAGGGCUUCUGGGAAAGGUGCUGGUAGAUUUAAGUGGGGACGACAUACCAAGAGGAUGCACACAGUGGUAUGAUCUAAGUGAAGAUGGUUUGUCGCCUCAAGCCGUAAAAAGUAUUCAAGAUCCUGUCCUCACAUAGUGGCAUCACCUCUCAGCUGUAACAUAGUUAUCUUGUUCAUCUAAGGGCACAUGCUUCUGUUGUAUUUAUAUGUGAUCCCCAUUUAUUUUACAGGAACAAUUUCAGCAUGUCUUUUUUUCAGCAUUUCCUGUUACUCUUUCAUGAUCCUGAUUGGAAGCUAUUGUAACAUAUUGUAAUGUGUUCAAACACACGUACUGCCUUGUCUCUUUUUUUGAGUGUUUUAUGUAAAUAUAUAUAGUUACAAGAAUUUGCAGGGGGUUUCAUGGCAUUAUUCUUACCUUGGAGGAGGUGUUCUGUUGAAAUCUGUCAGGAUUCUUAUGACUUUCUAUCCAGUUUGUUAAAAUGUGAAGAGUUUAGUUUUGUUGUUUGAGAAAACUCUAACCAAAGGAACAAAUAAAAGUAGGCUUAAGUAGCAGUCCAGAUUUGAGAUUUUUUUUUUUGUUUUUGUCAUGCAGUAUUAUUUUAUUGUUUACCUCUUCUUAUUAAUGCUUCAGUAUGAACCCGGAAUGCACAUAUGCAAAGAAUAAAAUGACUGCUCUGUAUAUUUUAGGAGAUUUGUGCAAUAGUUGUUGAUCUGAAUGAGACCUGGGGGCAUUUUUAGGACUAUGAACAAGUGCUGUGCGUUAUGCAAAGGAUACUUGACUGUUUUCAAACCAAAUGUAAGUCGAACGAACUGAAAAAUAUGAACAGUUUUCACGUUUUACAAGCAGGGCUGCCUGUGUCAAGAUGAUGCAUCUGUGUCAUGCUUGUGUAUGUUUUGCCAUGCAGUUAUAAGUUUUGUUGGAGCUGUUCAAUACAUUACUUGUUAUCUGUGUGCCUUAACACACCAACCCACCCACACACACCCUCCCACACACACACACAAAUGUAAUUUACUUGCCUUCUUAAUGUUAUUAUUUUGGAUGAUAUAAUGCCUGAUGGCUUUUGAUGAAUACAAGUUUUCUCUUGUGAAAGCUGUUGUGCAUUAUUUUACCCCAGUUUCAUGUGCUUCUAUGAUGGUCCCUGAAUUUUCCAACUUUGUUGUGUUUAAAGUUGUUCUUAAAUUCGGAAUAUGAAAACCGAAUGGAUGAUGAACAACAUGCUGCCAGCUCUUUCUAAGAUAUAUUUGCUUUAUCUGACUUGUCAGUUUUCUAGGCUGGUAAAGUAACAAUACCAUACACAGUUAAACAAUGCCAAAGGGUACAUGAAUUUGCACCAUUAAUCAGAGCUUUUAAAUUAGCUAAAUAUUUACUUCAGUCCACGCUCUCUUUUUUGUAUGUGUAUAUCACAAACAAUUAAGGUCAUUUUCU